AUUUUGAAUCACCAUACACGAUUCUCCAGACAUCUGAGGAGUAUUUAUUUUGUUACAGCAGGCUGCUUCGUUAGAAAAAGUGAUAAAAGAACAACAGCAACAGCUGGACAUCGAACGAGGUUGGGAUCAAGAAAGGGAAAGGGACAUAAAGGGGAAUGGCAGCGCUAGUCCGAAUCCCGACCACAGGCUGCAAGAUCAUUCCCCAACACCUUCGGCCGACCCGCAGAAAAAUCUCAGUGCUACCAUACCACCAAUUCCCCAAAAUGACACAACAAAGUUAACAAAUGACUAUCCUUACAAUCAGUCCCAAAAUACGGGUGCUCAGAUGAUGUCAACGCCGACAUCGAAUCUCCAUCAUAUGCAGCAACUUUUACAGCAACACGUGUUGAGCCCUACGCAGCUACAGACGUUGAUGAAGCAGCAUUCGAUAUUGCAACAGCAGCAACAUCAGCAACACCAACUAGCAGAAUUAGGCAAGAAGCAGAUCGAACAGACGAUCCAGCAGCUCCAAGAACAACUCCAACUGAAUCUCAUCCAACAGACACAUAUCUUACAAAGUAGCGACAAGAAGAAGGCUUCCGGGUCUCUUCAGCAAUUAGCGCUGCAGCAGCAACAGCUGAUCCAGCAAUUGCAGCUCGUACAGCGGCAAUACGUAGUGCACCAGGGCAUGGGUAUGCAGCCCCUCAUGAUGCCACAGAACCAAGGUCUCAGUACAAGGGAGGUCAUGAGUCCUUGGAAGGAUUUGAAUGAUCAACAUGUGGUUAACAACAAGCCACCGCCAGAUAUGAAUGACAAUACUCCAGGCUUGAUAGGCUUACCACCUAGUAGAUUAGGAAGGGAUGAACCCAUGGACGACAAACCUGAAAGAACCACCACCCCUGACAGGGUCCAUCACCUGUAUGGUCACGGGGUCUGUAGGUGGCCUGGAUGUGAAAUUAUCUGUGAAGAUCUCCAAGCAUUUAUAAAGCAUUUAAACACCGAGCACACGCUCGACGACCGCUCGACCGCGCAGGCGCGCGUCCAGAUGCAGGUCGUCUCGCAGCUGGAGCUGCAGCUGCAGAAGGAGCGCGACCGGCUACAGGCGAUGAUGCACCACCUGCACCUAUCGAAGCAGUUGGGCUCGCCGGAGCCGCAUAAAGAACCGGCAACGCUGCCGGUCGCCAAGAUGGCGCCGGGGGCGGCGUUGCCGCAGCCGCAGGUCGGCAUGGGCCCGAUGGGGGCCGCCGUGCGGAGUCCGGUCCUGCACUCACCCGCUUCGAAUGUCGCGGGGCCCAUCAGGAGGAGGUUGAGCGACAAGUCGGCGUUGUCUUUGGCUGGAGAAAUCCAAAGAAAUAGGGAAUUCUACAAGAAUGCUGAUGUCAGACCCCCGUUCACAUAUGCUUCCUUGAUUCGACAGUCCAUAAUUGAGUCUCCCGAUAAACAGCUGACGCUCAACGAAAUUUACAAUUGGUUCCAAAAUACCUUCUGCUAUUUCCGAAGAAAUGCCGCAACAUGGAAGAACGCAGUGCGCCACAACCUAUCUCUCCACAAAUGUUUCAUGCGUGUGGAGAACGUUAAGGGGGCCGUCUGGACAGUGGACGAAGUGGAGUUCUACAAGAGGCGACCUCAGAGGUGUUCUUCAGGGCCGCUAGCCCAACCAGUCGUUGGGGGUGCCACAUCCAAGAGUCCGACGAUGAAUCACAGUCCAACACUGUACGGGGAUCAUAUGUCAACAAAUGUUCAGUUCAUGCAGGCAUCGCUGAUGGAGGAAAAUAACUUGGCAUUUUUGACCAGCUCUUCCAUGAUGGUCAACCGACAUCGAGAUAGGUCAGAGUCACCUCAGCAUGAUCAUCUGAUCAGGUCGCCGAUGAAUGGAGGACUCCACGUCAAACAGGAAAUGUUGCACCAAGACCAUCACAUAAGCCGCGAAUCAGAAAUGCACCACGUGAUCAAGCGAGAAAUGCUCUCGGAAUACGACGAUUUGGAUCACGAUCAGCACAGUUCAGAAAAUGUGGCUGAAGAUCUCACCAUAGCGUCCGAUCACACAGAAUCGAACAUUGCCGACGCAUAG
This is a messenger RNA of Phaedon cochleariae (mustard beetle), 2050 nucleotides long. NCBI's taxonomy places the organism in Eukaryota, Metazoa, Arthropoda, Insecta, Coleoptera, Chrysomelidae. The record is from the annotation of a GenBank genome assembly.